GGGGACAUGAGGUGGGGUACAAGAGGAAGGCAAUGCGAUGCAAAAGGUGCUCGCUGUGGCAGUAGUACUAUAUGAACUCUGAAAUGCACAUAAAUGGCCGUUCACCAAGCCAUGCUGAUAAUGUGAAUAUCCUGGCAUAGUUACAUAUCCAUCAAGUGUGAGAUGCUGGCUGAAUAGAGAGCUUCAGAAGAGGCUAGUAAACCACCUGCGAGAAGUGUGACAAUCGAUUUGAUGGCGUGUCAUCAACAGUGUAAGAGAAGGCCCAGGUCCCUUGGUGAAGUUGACUCAAAUCCACCAAAGUUUAAGCCAUAAUUGAUUUUAUUGAUCUUUAAGACAGUCGGAAAAUCUUUGGUGAUUUUGCUCCAUGCUACUGUUUGAGCAACUUAUUUCAGUCGCGGUUUCUCACAUAAAUGUAUGUCGUAGCAAUCAUUACCUGCUUGUUGAAUAUCCCCAUUAGUUAGUUUGAAUAAAACUUGCUUCAGAGCAUCGUGGCUCUAGCAACUUGCCAUCGAAUUUGAAUGACUCUGGAAGUAACAGCAAAGAUCACUUCCAGGAAAUAUCUCGUUAAAAAGCAGAAUAAGCGUCCUUCUUUCUUGCUUUGGACUUAAAAAGCUGUUACUCAGUCUAGUUACGUUAACGUAUCCGCUUUUCCCUGUAAAUUUCCGCAAGGGAAAUAAAUCGGUUUUCGACCGGAAUCCCGGAAACACUGUACUGUAUAGAGACAGUGAGAUGCCUUUCUACUCUUUUUUGUAACUCUGGAAAUUCUCGCGCUCCGAGUGUGUGACGUCAUCCUUUCCCCGCCCGGUAGUCUGGGCUGCCCUCCAUCAUGGAGGUUUUCGGGAAAGCGGUUCUUAAAGACCCGCACCAGCUCCUUCCUGAGGGUUUCUGGGCGGCCGUCAGCGUGUGGCUGGAGAAGCCCCAGGUGGCAAACAAGCGGUUGUCCGGCGCUCGCUUGGAGGACUCCCGAGGAGUAGCCCGGCCUCGGCCUGGAGCCGGCGGAGAAGGGACUCCCGGACUCUCCCGGCAAUCGGUGCUGGAGGCUGCUUGGGAAGCUUUCUGCUCCUCGGAGGGCUAUAAUGAGGUCCUCGGUCUCGAAGGUCGCGAGGAGCAGCAGCACCAGCAGCUGGAGGUGGUGCUCAGGACCCUUGUCCCCAAAGGCAGCCCCAUCGCGCCUGAGGAGGAGUUGGUGAUAAAAGAUAUUGAUAAUGGGAUUGUAACCUUUUUGCCAUUGGAGCAAACCCAUGAAGGCAAAUACAAAGUCAAGAUCUGUAAUGUUUACCAAAUUCGACUUCAGCAUAUACAAGACAAGGAAUGGUCCAUAUCAAUUUUACUGUCAUCUCCAGAGAACUACAUUUCAGAUGGAAUUUUAUAUCCUAAGACAACAUGGCUUGGAAGUGAGCUGCUAUCUAAAUUAGCUAAAUGGUCCACAGAGAUUAUGAAGCGCGAAUUCAAGAGUACACUUUCUUUAAUUUCUGUGGCAAGAUACAGCAAAAUUUAUCAAGAUCUAAAGGAGAAAUACAAAAGGAUUGUAAAGGUCUGGCCUGAAGUAACAAAUCCUGAGAAGUUUGUAUAUGAAGAUGUUGCUAUAGCUGCAUAUUUGCUGAUACUUUGGGAAGAUGAGAGAGCUGAGAGAGGACUGUCCGAGAAACAAUCUUUCAUGGAUCUUGGCUGUGGAAAUGGCCUCCUAGUUCACAUAUUGAGCAAUGAAGGGCAUUCAGGUAAAGGAAUUGAUGUAAGAAGAAGGAAAAUAUGGGACAUGUAUGGUCCACAAACAUACUUAGAGGAAAAUGUAGUUAGUCCAAACAAUCUGUAUCCAGAUGUUGACUGGUUAAUUGGAAAUCAUUCUGAUGAACUCACACCAUGGAUACCUGUAAUUGCAGCCAGAUCUUCCUAUUCUUGUCGGUAUUUUCUAUUGCCCUGCUGCUUCUUUGAUUUCCAUGGAAAAUAUAACCGAAGGCAAAGUAAGAAAACCCAGUACAGAGAGUACAUUGAUUUUGUAACAGAAGUGGGACUUGUCUGUGGCUUUAAAGUGGAAGAAGAUUGCCUGAGAAUUCCUUCAACUAAAAGAGUAUGCUUAAUUGGGAAAUCUAGAACAUAUCCAGCAAUACAAGAUGCUGCACUUGAUGACCAGCGAGCACACUAUAUCAACAGUCGCCAAUCCUUCAACAAAACAGCAUCAGAUAAAAAGGACAGAUUGUACCAAGUUGAUAGCUUCUUGACAGCAGGUCACACCACAGCUCUUAUAGGAGAUGAAGAAGUGCUUCAAAAUACCAAUGUAGAAAAUGUCUUAAUGUCUGGUUUUCUGCCCAGGGGGAAAGAACAAAUGAGAAACUGUACUGCUCUCCCUAAGGAUUUUGUAGACAAAGUGGUUUUGAAGGUAGUACAGCUGUUGUUAAGUGAAAGCAAAGAAAGUCCACCUGGAAAUACAACCACAUGGAACAGAGGAGAGAGUCUUACAUUGGGAGAAAUUGCAGAACAUUUAGACAAGAAGACUUUAAAAACUCUGAAAAAUGAAUAUGGAGGCCUGCAGACCUUGCUGAGAAACAACCAUCAAGUGUUUGAAGUUCUAAAUGGAAAAGUUCAUAUUCGUGACUGGAGAGAAUGGAAGCCACCCAAGAAAAAUAAGCGGAAUGAGCAUGUUAAACAAAGAUUUCCUUCUAGAGCGUUUAAAACUCGCUUGUGUUGGUUUUACAUGCACCAUCCUCAGGGCUGUCCUCUGACUUCAGAAUUCUGUCAUUAUGCUCAUGGGGCUGAGGAGCUGAAGCCUUCUCUGACUGUACCAAAGAUGAAUCAUGUCAAACAAUAAAGUGUUGCUACUUUGACUUACUCUA
Molecule: messenger RNA, 2831 nt
Organism: Pogona vitticeps (central bearded dragon)
Lineage: Eukaryota; Metazoa; Chordata; Lepidosauria; Squamata; Agamidae
Gene: TRMT44
Product: tRNA methyltransferase 44 homolog
Biological process (GO): tRNA methylation
Molecular function (GO): metal ion binding; tRNA (uridine) methyltransferase activity
Source: RefSeq, a predicted model, not a curated record